AUGUAUUGGAACGCUGACUGCGAGCCAAAGAAUGAUGGGGAUCUAUUCCAUCGGUUGUGGCACGUGAUGAAUGAGAUCCUGGACCUGAGGAGACAGGUUCUGGUUGGUCACCUCACCAACGACCGCAUGAAAGACGUCAAACAGCACAUCACUGCCAGGUUGGACUGGGGAAACGAACAGCUGAGUUUGGACCUGGUACCCCGCAGGGAGUUCAGCAUGGUGGACCCAGACGAGAUCAGCGUCACAGAACUCUUCAAACUGAUGGAGCACCGUCACCGUAAGAAGGAGACUCCGGUGCCGGCCAGCACGCACCACCUCUUCGUCCACAUGAAGAGUCUGAUGAGCUCCAACCUGGGAGAGGAGCUGGAGGUGUUCUUCCACAUCUAUGACGGCAGGGAGAACAGGCCACUCAGUGGAGGUUUCUUUGUCAGACUGAAUAAGAACGGAGUGCCCAAAGUCGCCAGAAAGACAGAGAGACAAUGCACCCUCUUUUGGAUUUGGGGGAGCAGCGAUCUCAGAAAAGACGUCUACAUUGUUGUUCACAUUAUGAGAAUUGGUAGGGCGGAUAUGGGCGCCGGGGAGAAGAGAAGAACCUGUUUGUAGUGUCCAGUACAGAACGGCCCUUCGGCUUGUGGCCGUGGUCAGCUAUCGCAGACCUCCUCACGGCCAGACUCUAAAGACGAUCACCUGCUGAAGGUUUACGCAUGUACCACGGAAAGCGAGUGGUAUCAAAUCCACGAGAACAUCAUCAGAAAGGUCAACUCCAGAUACAACCUAUCGGGCUCCAACACGGGCCUGGCUGUAUCUCUCCAGUUGCUGCAUGGGGACAUUGAACAGCUGAGGAGAGAGUACAUGGUGUUGUUCACCAGAGGAGUGUCCAUCACCAAGAAACUGGGCUUCUCUGACAUCAUCAUGCCAGGAGAGAUGAGGAAUGACCUUUACGUGACGCUGGAGAAAGGAGAGUUUGAGAAAGGAGGGAAGAGCGUUGCCAGGAACGUGGAGAUCACGGUCUAUGUGCUGGACAUCGAAGGCCAGGUCAUGAAGAGUUAUGUAGCGGCUGGUUCAGGGGAGCCAGGUGGGGAUGUGUACCACUCCUUUGUGCUCUACCACAACAACAGUCCCCGCUGGGCUGAGCAGAUCAAACUACCCAUCCCUGUGGACAUGUUCAGGGGCGCGCACGUCCGCUUUGAGUUCAGACACUGCUCCACCAAAGACAAAGGGGAGAAGAAGCUGUUUGGCUACUCCUUCGUUCAUCUGAUGCAGGAGGACGGACGGACACUGCCGGACGGCACCCACGAGCUCAUCAUUCAUAAGGUACUGGAAAACUAAAACAGGAAAGGCCCGUGCUCAGCCUUACUCAAGCUGCCUUCUCUCAAAGCCAAUCUGCCCGGCAACAACCAGGCUGUGAAAGGCACCAGAUCCUUUUGGAUCACCUCCUUCCUCUGCUCCACUAAACUCACACAGGAAGGUGACAUGUUAGACCUGCUGAAGUGGCGAGCCCAUCCAGAGAGGAUCAAUGACAGCCUGUCAAAGCUGAAAGAGAUCGAUGGCUCUGAGAUAGUCAAGUUUUUACAGGACACACUAGAUACGCUCUUUGGGAUCUUGGAUGAGAGUUCCCAGAGGUAUGGGCUGAAGGUGUUUGAUUGCCUGGUCCACAUUAUUAACCUGCUACAGGACAGCAAGUUCCAGCAUUUCAAACCCGUCAUGGAUACCUACAUCGAGAGUCAUUUCGCUGGAGCCUUGUCUUACAGGGACCUGAUCAAAGUACUGAAGUGGUACGUGGAUCGCAUCGUGGACGCUGAGCACCAAGACCACAUUCAGCAGGUGCUCAAGGCCACUGAGUACAUCUUUAAGUACAUCAUCCAGUCCCGGCGUCUCUUCGCCCUCGCCACGGGGGGUCAGAGCGAGGAGGAGUUCCGCUGCUGUGUCCACGAGCUCUUCAUGUCCAUCCGCUUCUUCCUGUCCCAGGAGAACAAGAUCACCAGCCCCGUCACGCAGACACAGGCGGUGUUCCUGCGGACGUUCCCUGAAGUGUACGGGGAGCUGCUGAAGAUCUUCACGGUGAGGGAGGUGGCAGGCUUUGUCAGGGAGACGCUGGGCAGCCUGCCCGCCACCGCUCACGCUGAGUGCCCUCUGGAAGCCGUCAAGCUGCAUUGUAUCGCCAAGACCGUGGAGAGCCAGCUGUACACCAACCCAGAGUCGAGGUGUAUCCUGCUCCCGGUGGUGUUGCGUCUGUUGCAGGCCCACAUGCAGGAGCAGAGAGACCUGGUGAUGUGUGCCCGUAUCCUCACCAGCAUGCUCUCUCUCAUCAGGAAGGAUGACUCUGUCACCACCGAGCCGGUGGUUUCUGAGGAGGUGGAUCUGAUAGUGGACAGUCUGCUGGUUGUACUGAUGAGGACUAUCCUUGAGAUCACUAACAGGCCACAACCAGCCGGGACCAAUAUGAGACUGCAGUUCCAGGACAUCACGGGGGAGUUUGUGGCAUGCCUGCUGGCUCUCCUCAGACAGAUGAGUGAUAACAUUACCAGCAGCUUCCUGCAGACCUUCACAGCAAAGGAUGACCUGAGGGACUUCCUCUUGCAGAUUUUCACCGUUUUCCGCAUUCUGAUUCGGCCAGAGAUGUUCCCGAAAGAUUGGACUGUCAUGCGGUUGGUCACCAACAAUGUCAUCAUAACAACAGUCUUGUACCUCUCUGAUGCUCUGAGGAAGAACUUCCUCAAUGAGAAGUUUGACUACAAGGUGUGGGACUCGUACUUCUAUCUGUCCGUCAUCUUCAUCAACCAGCCCUGUCUUCAACUGGAGUCCUUCUCUCCGUCCAAGAGGAAGAGGGUACUGGAGAAGUACGGGGACAUGAGGGUGAUGACGGGUUGUGAGCUCUUCAGCAUGUGGCAGAACUUGGGUGAGCACAAGUUGAACUUCAUCCCGGCGAUGAUAGGUCCGUUCCUGGAGGUGACCCUGGUUCCCCAGCCUGACCUGAGGAACGUCAUGAUCCCCAUCUUCCAUGACAUGAUGGACUGGGAGCAGAGGAGGAGCGGAAACUUCAAACAGGUGGAGGCCAAGCUGAUCGACAAACUGGACAGUCUGAUGUCAGAAGGCAAAGGAGACGAGACGUACAGAGAGCUCUUCAACAGCAUUCUGUUGAAGAAGAUUGAGAGGGAGACGUGGAGGGAGAGUGGCAUCUCUCUCAUCGCCACCGUCACGCGUCUGAUGGAGAGACUGCUGGACUACAGGGACUGCAUGAAGCUGGGGGAGGUGGAUGGGAAGAAGAUUGGCUGCACCGUCAGUCUGCUGAAUUUCUACAAAACUGAGUUGAACAAGGAGGAGAUGUACAUCCGCUACAUACACAAGCUGUACGAACUGCACCUGAAAGCACAGAAUUACACAGAGGCCUCCUACACUCUUCUGUUGUAUGACGAGCUGUUGGAGUGGUCCGAUAGGCCCCUCAGAGAGUUCCUCAACUACCCCAUGCAGAGCGAGUGGCAGAGGAAGGAGUACCUCCAUCUUACCAUCGUACAGAACUUUGACAGGGGGAAGUGUUGGGAAAACGGGAUCAUUCUGUGCAGAGAGCUGCCAGACCUACAAAUCUACGCGGUGAGCCCCAUCCCAGAGAACCAGGACGUGCUGCAGAGAGACGGCGUGCCUGACAACAUCAAGAGCAUCUAUAAGGUCAACCACAUCUGGAGGUUCAGAUACGACAGGCCGUUUCACAAGGGCACCAAGGACAAGGAGAACGAGUUCAAGAGCUUGUGGGUGGAGAGGACUACACUAACCCUGGUCCAGAGCCUGCCAGGAAUCUCCAGAUGGUUCGAGGUGGAGAAGAGAGAACUGGUGGAAGUGAGCCCAUUGGAGAAUGCCAUCGAGGUGAUUGAGAACAAGAACCUGCAGUUGCGGACGCUGAUCGCCCAGUGCCAGAGCAGGCAGAUGCAGAACAUCAACCCCCUCACCAUGUGCCUCAACGGGGUCAUCGACGCCGCCGUCAACGGGGGGCUCGCACGCUACCAAGAGGCGUUCUUUGUGAAGGACUACAUCGUGAAUCACCCGGAGGACGGGGAGAAGAUCGGACGACUAAGGGAACUCAUGUUCGAACAGGCUCACAUCCUGGAGUUUGGCCUGGCCGUCCACGAGAAGUUUGUUCCUCAGGACAUGAGACCUCUACACAAGAAGCUGGUGGACCAGUUUCAUGUGAUGAAGUCUAGUCUGGGGAUCCAGGAGUUUCCAGCGUAUGUGCGCGCUAGCCCCGUGCACUUUACCAACGGCAGCCCGCGUAGUUCAUGCAGGAACUCAGUCCCCAACAUCAUCAGCCCAGAUGGCGCUCGCGUGGUGGCCAGACGCAGUCCCCUCACUUACCCGGCUGUCAACCGAUACUCGUCGUCAUCGCUGUCAUCUCAGGCCUCCAACGAAGUGAGCAACAUCACAGGGCAGUCGGAGAGCUCUGAUGAAGUCUUCAACAUGCAGCCCAGUCCAUCUACCUCAAGCCUCAGCUCCAAUCAUUCUGCCUCUCCCAACGUGACCAGUUCUGCUCCGUCCAGCGCCAGAGGUUCUCCCCAGCUCCAGGACAAACACAAGCAUUCCAGAGAGAACUCCUGCCUCUCUUCCAGGGAGAGACCCGUCAGUGCCAUCUACCCCAAUCCCCUAGACCCUGCACAGAGGGCGACCCCUCAUCAAAUAGGUGACACCACACUACCCCGAAGUGAUCCUAACCUUUCUGCACCAGACAAAGUGAGAACCACCUUCAGUAGCCGGAGUCUAGACAGUGUAAAAGAAGUCAACAACACACAGUUCUCUGACACUGUGGGAAAGUUGCUCUGUCCCCCUGUACCUCCUAGGCCACCAUACUCAGGCUCUUCAGCCAAGACUAUGAGGUCGCAGUCCCCUCUCCCAACGUCCAGAUCUCCACAAAAGAGUUCAUUGCCGCCCUUCACGCCCUCACCCACUGAGUCCCAGUCGGCUGGACUGGUGUCCAACUCGCCCGUCCUCUCCGGUAGCUACAGCAGCGGCAUCUCCUCCAUGAGUCGCUGCAGUGUGUCCGAGGCGUCGGGCACCGAGGCAACCACUGGAGACCACCCCGCCCACCAGGGGCCCACCAUGCCCAACUCGGUCUCRUCGGGCUCGGACGAGCUCAUCCGCCGCGAGAACAAGACGCCGCCGCCCUACAGCGUGUACGAGCGCUCCAACCCRCGUCGGCCGGUUCCCCUGCCCCACAGUCUCUCCAUCCCUCCCAGUGUGGACCCCCCGGCCCUGCCCCCCAAGCCCCACCAGCUACGCACUAGCAGCAUGAAGCUGGUCCCAACAUCGGACCCUCGCAGGGCCGACGGGGUGCCCCAUGUCCCCAGACCCAGACCUCUCCCCAGGAAGGUCUCCCAGCUAUAGGCUGGGUGAGGACCGACAACCCUAGUGGGUUGGUGGGUGACACCACUGGCGAGUUUUGCACUUUUUACACUGUCUUCUCUUCAGUUUGGUAAUCCCAGGCUCUGCCCAAGACAGACUCAKGAGUCUGUCUCGUUGUGAAGAUCUUUUUUCGAAAGGGCUUUGCAUUGACUGACUUUGUCAUWCCGCACUUUUAGCUCCAGUACAGUAGGUUCCACACGGUAAAUUGCUGCGUUUAUCAGAAGAAAAAUGAAGACAACGAACGUAGGUGUCGAUCUUUUGAUAGAUGUAAUAGUCCCAAUAUAUGUAUAUAUUGGUUAUAUAUAAGAAGUGUUUUGCCUUAAGUAUUGGAAACAGAGUCUUUUAUCCAUGAGUCUUGCACGUUUUUGAAGUACACUGUACUUUUCUAUAUAGCUAAAAGGUGCUAGAGGUCUCAUGCAUAUGCAUUUCAGUUUAUGGUAGUAGCUGAGGGCGAGUUCACAUACAUCCAAAAUGGUACCGGAACAGGAAGCAAAAAUUUGAUCAUUUUUUUCAUUGCCAUGACCAUUUGAAAAGUGCUGUAUAGCUAAAAUCGAUGCCUCGUUUUUAUUCUUGGUCAGUAAUGGAACAUACCUUUCCCAUAGGAAUGGAGAAUUGUAGUCGUAACAAGUUACUCAGAAAUCCACCCCUUUCGUGAUAUUGAAUCACUCAAAUCUCUUGACCUUUCUCCAAGCUCUAUUCUAAGACAUAAAGAGCUCCUUCCGCCGUUGAAAUCCACUUUCUUAGACCACAACGCACAUGUUUCCAAGAAUCCAUUGUUCUUGGAUCUGACAUGUGCCACUAAAUUGAAGGCUGUAGCUCUAGUAAAUUGUUUGCCGUUCUAAUGAAUUGGAGGCCAUUGCUGUCAGAGGGGCCAGAGAUGUGGACACACCCUAACCCUCCUGCAUGGAGUGUAGUAUGUAUGUGGCGGUGGAUCUUGUGGGGUUUACCAAGUAUUGUGCCAAAGGAAGAUGUACUGUGUGUAUGCUGUAACGACAAACUAGAAUCCUGAACCUGGAAACUGGAAACACUCCAUUGACUAGACAAGCUGAGUUUGUACUAGCCCACAAUGCAAACAAAACAACAGACUUGYAGACAAAUCCAGUUAUUUAGAUGAAAAGUCAUUGUGGGGGUGUAAGAAUGGCAACUGUUAAAGUAAGGAAUGGUGAUAUGAUAUUAGCACAAAUUGAAUCUACGUUAGCAGUGGUUACCAAGGACUCCAACUCUCAAAAUGUUAACCCCCGACCACAAUGGGCAUUUGAAGUGCAGUAUGUAUGGUAGAAAAGAUGCCCGCUAUCUGCCGCCCAGUAACUGCCGGCAGCUCGUACACACAACGAGUGCUGCGCUUCUAUUUGAGAGUCUUUUUAGAAAAGCAUUUUUCAACUAAUCAUUGUACGGUCACGCUUGUACAGUGCCGCCGAGUGAGUUAGAGGUGUUGUCUCUGUUUGACAUACGCGGUGGACAGAGUGUACUGGUAUCGGGUCCUCUUCUCCUGUUCUACGGCAUCUAGGCAGUCGCCACGUCAGGUGGUUUCCUGUCAGUGUUUUAUGAAGAGAAGACGACACUGUUUUUGUAAUAGAAGUUUUUAAAAAUUGCGUAAAUAUUGAUCACUUAAUUCAGCACAACGGUUUUCAGAAUUAACUUGGGUAUGGUUUGUAUGUUUCACUUUUGUAUGUUUCAUUUCCUUUUUAAUUUGUUGUGAAUUUUCUGGAUCAAAUAUUCACAUUAAUCAGUACUUGAGAAAUUGUAAAUUAUAUAAUGAUGAGAUUGUUGUAAGUAUGCCAAAUAUACUACCUUUGUGUAUUACUAUUAUUGUAAAUAGUGUGUUUUUAACAAAGUGUAGCUAAUACACAUUUACAGCUUUGAAUGUUGGAACAGCAAAUUAUUGUUAUAAAUGUCAAAAAAUGCUGUUUUAGUGAGUGUAGAAGUCUAUAGUAAUGCAUAUCUACACCUACAGUAACACAUUUACAUGCUCAAUAAACUGCCCUAUGUAAUAAAAACAUUUUGCUCAAGCA
Salvelinus sp. IW2-2015 is the source of this 7400-nucleotide messenger RNA. The record is from RefSeq and is a predicted model, not a curated record. Lineage: Eukaryota; Metazoa; Chordata; Actinopteri; Salmoniformes; Salmonidae.